AUGUACGCAGCUAUGCCACGAGACAUUCUGACUGUUGUCGGCGAUGAGAUCAUCGAGGCCCCCAUGGCCUGGCGAUCACGGUUCUUUGAAUACCGCGCUUACAGGCCCCUUCUCAAGGAGUACUUUAAACAAGGUGCCAAAUGGACUACUGCGCCUAAGCCACUUAUGAGUGACGACGACCUGUACGAUCAGGUAAACAUCUUGAAUUUUAACACCUUCACCUAUCCAGGUCGCUUUUUAUCAGGGCUCAGAAAUGAUUUAGAGCUAAUCGCUCGUAACCACUUUUUAACUUUCACAAAGAGCCUUACUCUUUAAUUUGCCGACUGCACGAGGAACAGGUGGAGGCUGAGAACAAAAGACAAGUGUGAAUAGCAAAACUCGCAUUCGUAGCCAGUCCUUUAGUCAGUGAAGAAGCUGGCUAAAAAGGCCUUUGAUUUACCAGGUGGUAAAAAAAAUGUCAAGCAUCGCAAAAUUUGACCAUUAAUUUUCUUUUUUUUAAGACGUAAGCAUUUUAUUAACCUUUUUAGAAUGAUAUUAUUUUCUUAUUUUCUGAUCUUCUAUCAUCAUGAUCAUACAAUUAUACAGAUCCCAUACAAGAAUUUUCUCACUUCAAAAGGGAAUAAGCAAGGUUUCCGUCCACCAAUCCCUUCCAAACAAUGUUGUGGUGCUGUUCAAGCUGCCGGUAAAGAAAACAUCAAAGAAGCUAACUUGAAAUGAGGGGGUGGGGGCAGUUUUAUUUUCUGACAGAUGUCUGGGCCAUUUGACUCGGUUUUUGAAAAAUUUUGUUUCCAACUUAAGUUAACAAAUAACUUCUAAAAUAUAAGUAAACUUUUUUAUCUUUUACAUUUAUGUCCUCAGGAUUACCCGAUACAGACAGUUGAGGACAGCCAUCAGCUGGCAGCCGAAGGAAAGUUUGUUACCACUGAGUUUGAACCGUGUUUUGACGCUGCGGACUUCACUCGAGCAGGGUGGAAUAUUUUCGUCCAAAGAAGUCAGGUAUAA
Messenger RNA from Porites evermanni, 1002 nucleotides. The record is from the annotation of a GenBank genome assembly. NCBI's taxonomy places the organism in Eukaryota, Metazoa, Cnidaria, Anthozoa, Scleractinia, Poritidae.